Messenger RNA from Cephus cinctus (wheat stem sawfly), 1563 nucleotides. RefSeq lists its product as uncharacterized. The record is from RefSeq and is a predicted model, not a curated record. The transcript has 2 exons. NCBI's taxonomy places the organism in Eukaryota, Metazoa, Arthropoda, Insecta, Hymenoptera, Cephidae. Bases 992 to 1486 code for a protein of 164 amino acids.
AGAUCAUUAGCGUCAUAGAUCGUAACGAUGUUUUAUCAGGUGCGGAAAAUUGUGCCUUUUUAGUAGUUUAAGAUUCGAUUAAGCCUAAGCGAGGGUAUAAAUGAAUAUUACUUGCAAAUCAGGAGGGCGGCGCACCACGGCCAAUAAUUUUUUAAUUCUACGUAAUUAUUAUUGAUUAAUAUCACGAAUGAUAAAGUGUUCCUGUACCUAAUUAAUUAAUAAUGAUUAUUAUUAUUAUUAUUAUUAUUAUUAUUAUUAUUAUUAUUAUUGUAUAUCAAAAGUAUUUGAAAAUAAUAAUAAUGCGAUUUUCACUGGAUCAACCAAAGAUCAUCGCCUUUACCCUUUUUUGGUUUUCUUUAAAUAUCUUUCUUUUAUUGGAACAGCGUGGAUCGCGCGAUCCGGAAAAUUUGCGACAGACUUUAGUUUUAAACUUCUUUUGACACUGUUUGUUCCGACUGUUUUUCAACGAUCUUCCGUGUCAGGUACUGUUUGCUAUAUUAAUUACGUCAAUAAAAAAGAACCGGAGAAUCACAUGACUGUUGAAUUUGGAAUCACUAGGGCUGUACAAAUGCUUAGAUGGGUAUGAUAUACCCUUUUUGGGGUAAACAGUUGUGUUCUGUGCGCAUGACUGAGUAAAUAAUUGAAAUAUGUUUGCUGGAUCUGUAGAAUUUUGGUUGAAAUAAUAUUUGACACUUCGUUAGGAAUUUUUCGGUAUAUACGUGUGACAAUUAAUCAUCCACAGUAGACUGGUGUUGCGUUUUGAAAGUUGAUUAGGAGUAAUUCUGAUAUGUUGGGUCUUUUUUUUAUCAAUAUUCUUACAAGGAAGAUACGAAUGAUACUAGGAUACGCUCAGAUGUGAUUUGUGAACGUAUCCUUAGUUUCUAAAAGUGAUUGACACUGACAGUCAUUUGUUUGAGAAAUAUGUCGUUGACGUUGAUAAUCGAAAAUCAUAUAGUAUGAAUUAUUUGAUCGAAAUCAGUGGUAAAGAAAAAUGGCCAAGGUAUACAAUACGGAAUUCAAGGAAGCUCUUCGUGAAAUUGCUCAGAGGGUUGCCCACUUUAACUCACCAUACGAUCGCGUAAGAAUCGUGGAAUGGUCACGGAGGUUGGCGGGUAUUCCCGAUGAUACAAUUGACGAAGCCAAGAAUCGUAAUGAUUAUAUACAGUUGCUGAAGAUAAUGACACGAGGUGGACGUCUUCAUGGGGUAUUUUUAAAAUCCCCGCCAGAAAACGACAUACCGCCAUUGGCUGAAGCUAUGGCCAAUUUCCUAUGCGAUCUGUGUCCUGAACUCCCUAGGGCUGGUCCCAUUGAGCCUAUUGUAUCCAGACGAACUCCCGACGGCUGUGCGUACAUUGCUUUUAGAAAAAUUCCUGAUAAAGGUUUGUUGUGCUACAUGGCUGUUAGCACUGAUGGUUUAGAAUCGGACGGUAACUCAUCGACUGAUGACGAGACCAUGAUGAAAGAUAAGGAAACGUCACCCUUGUGAUUAUUCAGUCUUUUACUAUUGUGACAUUUAUAUGUACAUUUUGUUUAAUAAAGAAGGAAUAUUUACCAUUAUUUUCU